UUUUCGCUAAGACUAACGAAGUCUACAGGCUGGUUUCGUGAUCUUAUAUCCUCAGAUCAGUCACAAUAAAAAAUAAUUAAAAGAAAAAAAUCGAGCAAGCAGUAUAAGCGCUAGUUUUUUUUCUACGUCACAAGUAAAGAUUCCUCGCUUUCUUUCAUUCAAUAAGCCAAAAUUACUAUACGAGAAAAACUUUUUGAGCAACUUCUAUCGUUCACAGGCACAUAUUAGAUGAAGGCAUCUUGUAUCAUGAACGUUCUUUAUUUCUCUUCUCUUUCUCUUUAAGAAAACAUAGGAUUAGUAUUCUCGACUCUAUCGAGUUCUAUUUUGGUACAAAAUCGAACUGUACUUGUCUUUUCGUUGCUGACCGGCAGUGUUGUCGCCAUUUCCAUUAUUCUCCUAGCUUCUUCUUCAUCGUAUUUCAAAUGUAUGCUCAAGAGAUUUAUUCGAAUCCAAAUACAAAAACGAUUGGUUGCUCCAAAGUUUCGACCAUCAGAGACGGAUACGUUCGUAUCUUAUUAUUAAAAUUUCCUUUAUCAUAUGCAAAAAAGCAAUAAUGAGUUAUUAGCAAAGAUCCUCCAGAACAAUUGCAUAUCGUAUAGGAAGUGUGUGGGGUGUGGGUGUGGGUGGGUGGGUGGGUGUGUGGGGUGUGGGUGGGUGUGUGGGGUGGGUGUGGAUGUGGGGUGGGGUGUGGGUGUGGGUGUGGGGUAUGGGUGUGGGUGUGGGUGGGGUGGGGUGGGUGUGAGUGUGAGUGUUAAAGAAGCAUAAGACAACACACACACCCACACCCACACCCACCCACACCUACACCCACCCACACCCACACCCACACCCACACCCACACCCACCCACACCCACACCCUGUUCUGGUGAUUUGUGAAUAAAUUUUCGUAUUCAUUUUCUAAAUUUUAAAACUGAAAAAGUCAACGAGUUUGAAUUUCAACUUACACAAUUGUUAAAUGAAUACACUUAGAUUUUGUGUGGAUUGAAAUUUCAUUAUUAAAUGAUUAUGUGAAGUAAAUUUCUUGAUUGUUUUUUUUUAGUGUCUUAGUUGAUUAUCACAAUAGUUUAUUAGACUUAUUGGAAGAUGAAUUAAAAAAUAAUGAAAAUCAUACUGUUGGUUCUCUGAGAAACUUGAUCAAAGAAUUAACAUCAAAAAAUAUCUCAAUUUUACAAAUUGCAAAUGAUAAUACAGGUGUAAUUAAUUUAAAUGAAAAAGAUUGUCUAUGGAUUGAACAAUUAUCUCAAACAAGUCUUAUUAAUAAUAAAGAACAAUAUUUCAUUACAUCAGGUUCACGAUUAAAGUUUGAUUUUGUCUAUAUUCAAUCACAAAUUAUUCGAACAUAUCUUCUAUUUUGUCGUAUUGACUAUCGUCAUUUAAUUGAAAAAUAUCAAUGUCAUACAAAAAGAAAAUCAAUAACAGUUAUUGAAUAUUUAAAUCUCGAUAAAAAAUAUUUGAUUCGAUUAAAAUCUAUUAGUGGAUUUCAACAUUUGUCUACAGAUAUUCCAUCAUUACUUCGAGUUCGUAUUGAUUCUGAAGUAAAUGAAGAAUUGAUUCAAAAAUUAAAUGACAACAUAUUUAAUACGGAUGACAAUAAUGAUAUAGACAAAAUUCAAAUAAAAAUUCAAAUAAUUACAAAAUUUCUUAAUGAAUUAAAAGAUAUUGAAGAUAAUCUUCAACAAAAAUCUACACAAUCAUUAAUUGAAAUAUGUCAAUAUUUAGCAAUUGAUAAUCCAAUUAUUUUAUGGUUACCAAAUAGAAUUAAAUGUGAAAAUUAUGUUGAUCUUUAUAUUCAUUUAAUUUCUAUGAGAUCAAAACUUCAAGAAAAAAAAUUUAACAUAGAAAAACAACAAAUAAAAUUAUGGAAUGAAAAUUUUAAUUCAUAUGAACAACAAGAUCAAUCAGAAAAUCAUUUUUAUCAAUAUUUAAAUUUACAAUAUAAUAAUGAACAAAUAUCUAAUGAAAAACAAAAUACAAAUGAAAUAAACACUUGGAAAAUUACUUCAGAAUCAAACUUUGAUUUAAAAAAUCAACAUUAUUUACAUCAUAUAGAUUCAUCUGUAAAUCAACAAGGAAGUAAAUCUGAAGAUUUCUCUGAAAAUGAUAUUAAAUAUAUAUCUUUAAUGACAUUAAAUUUAAAAUCGGUUCCAUGUUCAUCAUCAAUAUUUUUUCAACAAAUACAUAAAUAUCGAGAAGAACCAUCAAUAAAAUCAAUUAUUUCAAAUAAAGCACAAAAAUUUACAAUUAUAAAUCCAAAUGGAGAAUCAAAAACGUAUUUAUGGAAAAAUGAAAAUUUUUGUGAAAAAUUACAAAUAUUAUUUAAUGAGAAAAAAUAUGAUCACGAUUUGUUUGUUGUUGUCAAUAAAAAUGAAAUUUUUAUUGAUUUUACAAAGAAUAAUUAUCGACCAUCAUCAGAUCCAUCACUUUUAGAAUAUUAUAUUAUUGAAAAACAAUAUUUGAUUCAAAUUCAAAUUCAUUUUCGAUCAAAUAUAUCUGAAUAUUUCACUACAUCGAAAUGUAAAAUUUCAACUAUUAUUCAUCAUUUUAUUGAUGAGAAACAACUUGAAUCUUCAUCAUCAGAUAGAAUUCUUUGUUUCUUUGAUGAAUUUGGCAAAUGUAUUGAUGAUGGAAUCAUCAAUGAUCUUUGUAAAACACAUCAUAAAACAGUAUCAAUUUUCGUAACAGAAGAAAUAUCAAAUGCUAACAUUUUAUAUGAACUUGCUUUACAUUACAAUGAAGAUCAAAAUCAAAUGAUGAGUUUAUUUUAUUCAACAACAAAAUGGCAACAAAUUAAUCUUUGGCUAAAAACUCUUUUACAUAUAAUUGAUCCUUCUGUUGAUGAUUAUAUGUUUUUAAUCCGAGAAAAGAAAACAAUUCUCGAUAAUGAUCAAAUGACCUUAGUACAAAUAACAAAAUAUGACGAUGAAGAGCAAAUAAAAGUUCCUUUAUUAAAUAGAAAUAUAACUAUUGAAAAAUUAUUACAUUCAACAGAAAAAUCAAUAGAUGUUUAUAAAUAUUUAGCUACGAAUGAUACAAAACGAAUUCUUGAUUCUAAUGAAAAACUUUCAAAUUUAAAUAAAACAAAAUUUAUUCUUGUUAAAGAAAAUGAAAUGUGUCUUGUAUUGAUAAAGAAAUCGAAUGAUUUACAACUUAUUCAUGUUACUGAAGAAGAAAGUGAAAAAUAUCAACGAUUUGUUGUUAGUGCUACGAUUGCUGAUAUUAAUAAAGAAAAUCAACAAGAUAUUUUACAUCAAUAUCUUUUGUAUUCAAAUGACUUUGUUCCAUCAACUGCCAUCCAAUUAAUAACAUUUCAAUCAGAAUCAUUAAUUCAAUUUAUUGCCAUUGAUCAAAAUUUACCAAUUACUGUUACUAUAAAAAAUACUGAAGUAAAUAAGUCAAUUCAAUUCAAUUGUAGACUUUCGAUAACAAUAAAGCGUCUCUAUGAAAUUGCAUGUCAACUAUUCUGCUUGAAAAGAGAGUAUUAUUGUUUAAUUAUGAAUGAAACUACGUUGGAUGAUGAUGAUGUCUGUUUAGAAGAUAUUGAUGGAAAUACGACUGAAGUUCAAUUUAAAAUAAUUUCUAAAGCAUCUAUACAUUGCCCCAUCAUGUAUGAUAAUCAAACGGUUAUAUUACCAUGCGAUAAAGAUACAAUAAUAAUGAUCAUCGCUAAAGAAACAAUGGAGAAAUUACACAUAUCAGAAGAUAAUAUAAACAUGUAUGAGUUGAUAGCAUUGGAUGAUGAUCAAACACAAAUUGAUUUUGACUUAUCCGUUGAUGAUAUUCUCGGAUCAUUUUCCACUGGUUCAACCACAAUAUCAUUUGAAUUAAAGAAAAAAAUAUAUAUGAAACAAACAAUUUAUAUCACAAAAUAUAUUCCAAUACGCUUGACUUUCAUGUAG
Molecule: messenger RNA, 3897 nt
Organism: Rotaria sordida
Lineage: Eukaryota; Metazoa; Rotifera; Eurotatoria; Philodinida; Philodinidae
Source: the annotation of a GenBank genome assembly